UCUACCACUCUACUAAGACGCACGCAUCCAGCAUGCAAGGCACGACGUUCGCUCUACAGGGGCCGUGGCACAUGGCACAGGGUAUGCCAUCUCAGGCACAUCACAGUAAGCUCAGCUUUCGAGAUUCAAAGAUUCAGAUCUCGGACUUUGCUGUUCUUCCUCACCCUUGCCCUUGCCUUUCUUCUAGUUUCUCUCUUCCAUAGAUCUUUGGGUAGAAAGGACAGGGGAGACCCUUUGCGCUGGGUUUGGGGGCUGAUGUAAUACUCAACCCACGACAGCCACGAGGGAACCUACACAUCUACGGAUGGUGGGAGGGUUUUUCUAUCGAGAUAUCCGUACGUAUGUACGUGCCUGUAAUAUCCAAUCGCUCGGGUAGGUGUGUUCCUGGCCUUCGGGGUUUGGGGUUUACCUAUCCCCGUGGGUAUAGAUAUAAGCAUGCAUGUAUUGAUGUGCUGAUGAUUGACGUCGUGGCACUUUGCAGCCAGGCACAGGCACAGGCACAGGCCGGCCGACCGACCGACCGAGUGAGUGGUUGGAUGGAUGGUGCCAAUGGUGGUACAUAUAUACAUAUACACGUCCAUGCGGCGCGUUCGCGAUAGGCGUGUGGAUAUAGUGGGUUG
Messenger RNA from Aaosphaeria arxii CBS 175.79, 620 nucleotides. RefSeq lists its product as uncharacterized. NCBI's taxonomy places the organism in Eukaryota, Fungi, Ascomycota, Dothideomycetes, Pleosporales. The record is from RefSeq and is a predicted model, not a curated record. Bases 33 to 203 code for a protein of 56 amino acids. The transcript has a single exon.